GAUGAGGAUUAGUAAAACACCACUUUAGGACAUAUUUAUAAUAUAUAUAAAUACAUAAUUUGAAUUCAAUUGAGAUAAAAGAAACAGUAACGGGAAGAAAUAUUGGACUUUGUAUACUUAACAAUGCUUAGGAAUAAAUCACAAAAGGAAUUACUUCAAUUAUCCAAAAGGGUGGUUCAACCAUUACUUCCACAUUUUCAUAAGGGACAAGCAGGUAGAAUUGCAGUUAUUGGAGGGUGUGAAGAUUAUACUGGAGCUCCAUUUUUUGCCUCGCAUUCUGCUGCACUUCUUGGAUGUGAUUUAUCUCAUAUUAUUUGUGAAAGAAAUGCUGCACAAGUUAUUAAGCUGUAUCUGCCCGAUUUAAUGGUUCAUCCAUAUUUAUAUGAUAGUAACAGUCGAGAUAAGAAUGAUGGAUUAAAUGAUGAGGAGUUUAUUGAUGAUAAGAUUCUUCCUAAAGUUGUUUCUGUUCUUAGUCGGAUGCAUUUGGUGGUGAUUGGACCUGGAUUUGGUAGAGAUCCUCUUAUGAUUCAAACGUUAACUAGAUUGAUUGAAGAGGUGAAAGUGUUAAAUAUUCCACUUAUUUUGGAUGCUGAUGCCCUUUAUGUAUUAUCAAAGGAUCCAAAGAUUAUAAGUAAUUAUCAAAAGGCAGUAUUAACACCAAAUGUUAUUGAGUUUAAAAGAUUAGCAAAUGCCGUGGGUGAAGAGGUUGAUUCUAAUGCAAAUUUAGAUGAAUCAAUUGAAUUAACUGUAAAACUUUCUAAACUUUUAGGAGGAGUGACAAUUGUUCGUAAAGGUGCACAAGAAAUCAUUGCACAAAAUGAUCAUUUUGUUGUCAAUGAAAUGCCAGGUCUGAAUAGAAGAGUUGGUGGACAAGGUGAUACUUUAGCUGGAGCAAUGGCUACAUUUUUAACUUGGUCACUGAAUUAUCAAGCUGGAGUUUGGGGUAAACCAGAUUUAAAUCAAGAAGAUCUGAACUUAUUAGCAUGUUUUGCAGCUGCUUCCACUGUAAGAUUAGCAAGUUCUAAAGCAUUUAAAAAAUAUGGUAGGGCCAUGCAAACUCUGAAUGUUCAUGAGUAUUUGGGAGAAACUUUUUCUGAAUUAUUUCCUGAACUGAUUGAUGAAAUUCAUUAAUUGGAGAUAAUUGAGGUUACUUAUAGAUAUAUAUAUAUAUAUAUAUAUAUAUAAUACAUUUACUCAAUCGAAACACUUUCUAUCAUUUUAGUGUCUAUUUAUUUACAGUAUAUACA
Molecule: messenger RNA, 1247 nt
Organism: [Candida] anglica
Lineage: Eukaryota; Fungi; Ascomycota; Pichiomycetes; Serinales; Debaryomycetaceae
Source: the annotation of a GenBank genome assembly